AUGGAAAUACGGUCGAAGACCGAAACGCCUAAAGAAUCUGGGAAGCCCCAAAAGAAAGCUGCAGCUCAAAACGGGGCUGUAGACAAGAUGGCUCUUGCUGCGCGUAACUUCCCAAAUUUGGCAAAGAAUCAACAAGUUAUCGAUCAACUUUUCAAUGCAAACAAAGCUCGAAUUGAACAAGCAAGGCAAUUGUUUGUGUCACAAAAGCUCGCUGAACUAAAGAAAGCCAACGACUCAUUGGAGAAGGAGGUUGCUGAACUUAAAGAAAAGCUCGUCGUGGCUGAAGUAACCGGUGGAGUGAAGCAGAUUUCCGUGCCAAAGGUUGAACAAUCAGCUAUUGCUUCAAAAGAACAAAGGACGAAAGAACCAAUUGCUGCUGCCGCCCCUCAAAAGUCUCAGGAAGCAAAGGUUCAACCAGAAAAGAAAGAAAAGAAGGCAACUGGAGGAGAUAAAGCAGCUGCAGCCACAGCCUCUGAUGAAACUAUUGAUAUUGGACGACUGGACCUGCGUGUGGGUCGCAUUAUUCAUUGCGAGAAACAUCCAGACGCCGAUGCUCUUUAUCUAGAAAAGAUUGAUGUCGGUGAAGCCGAACCUCGAACCGUUGUGUCCGGAUUGGUUAAACACGUGCCUUUGGAUCAAAUGCAAAACCGACUAGUUGUUGUGAUGUGCAAUUUGAAGCCGGCAAAGAUGAGGGGAGUCGAGUCGAAGGCAAUGGUGAUGUGUGCGAGCAGCCCUGAGAAGGUUGAAAUUAUGGAGGUUGAUCCAAGUGCCAAGCCUGGAAUGUCUGUGGUUUGCCCUCCGUUUGUUCAUCGGCCCGAUGCUCAAUUAAACCCGAAAAAGAAAGUGUGGGAAACAGUAGCUGAAGACUUACUGGUGUCGCCCGAGGGGAUCGCUACGUGGAAAGGCCAUCCAUUGCUCGUUGACGGAAAGACUCAUCUGGUUGCGCCCACCCUCCGCAAUGUGCACGUCAAA
Messenger RNA from Mesorhabditis belari, 972 nucleotides. Lineage: Eukaryota; Metazoa; Nematoda; Chromadorea; Rhabditida; Rhabditidae. The record is from the annotation of a GenBank genome assembly.